AAGUGCACCCAACAGAGUACCCCCUUACAUCAUGUGCCCCCAUCAGAGUGCCCCCUUACAUCAGGUGUCCCACAGUGCUCCCUUACAUCAGGUGUCCCCUUCACAGUGCCCCCUUACAUCAGGUGUCCCUUUCACAGUGCCCCCUUACAUCAGGUGUCCCCUUCACAGUGCCCCUUUGCAUCAGGUGUUUCCAUCAGAUUACCUCCAUACAUCAGGUGACCCUAAGAGAGUACCCCUUACAUCAGGUGUCCCCAUCACAGUGCCCCCUUACAUCAGGUAUCCCCAUCACAGUUCCCACUUACAUCAGGUGCCCCCUUACAUCAGGUGUCCCCUUCACAGUGCCCCCAUCACAGUGCCCCCUUACAUCAGGUGUCCCCAUCACAGUUCCCCCUUACAUCAGGUGCCCCCAUCACAGUGCCCCCUUACAUCA
Staurois parvus is the source of this 430-nucleotide messenger RNA. Lineage: Eukaryota; Metazoa; Chordata; Amphibia; Anura; Ranidae. The record is from the annotation of a GenBank genome assembly.